Molecule: messenger RNA, 3434 nt
Organism: Entelurus aequoreus (snake pipefish)
Lineage: Eukaryota; Metazoa; Chordata; Actinopteri; Syngnathiformes; Syngnathidae
Product: protein rapunzel-like
Exons: 3
Coding region: 88-1272 (394 amino acids)
Source: RefSeq, a predicted model, not a curated record
GGGACCCCUCCCCGCCUUCACAGCAGGAAUAUUCUCCAAAAGAAGCAUAAACUUGUCAGCAACGCAGAGAAAACAUCCAUCCAGACCAUGAGCAGUCCACUGGAGAAGGUGGUGGCCCAGCAUAAGCAGUCCAUCGAGGCCGCCAUGGACAUGUUGGAAAGGGGCGCCGAAGUGUUGGCCAGCGCCGUGGGUGAGCUCUUCCCCCUCUGCGAGGCCGCCGCCCCCAUUCUACGUCUGGCCUUGGACCAGACGCAGAGCAAGGAGGUGUUCUACGUGAAAGAGCAGUUCCUGACGGUGAGAAACAGCCUGGACGUGCUCUCCAGCCAGCUGGAGGACAUCGACUGCGAGAUCAAGAAAGGAUGGCUGGACUCGCAGUAUUUCAGCGUGGAGGAGAACAUCAGGAACCAGUUCAGGAAGUACAUGGACAUCCUGGAGGCCAAGGAGCAGUUCCGGGAGGUGAAGACUAAACUUUUCCUGGAGCAUUUUUCCAGAAGCGGAGGGGAGAAGAAUCUGUUUGUGCUCUACGAGGCUCUGAUGGGGAACAACAGCUUUGCAGAGACCAUCUUGGAGGUGGUGGAAAGGUAUGUGUCGAGGAACCGUCGCCUUCUGGAGGACUUCUGCGUCCGGCUGAAGGAGCUCCUCUGCUUGGGCCUGAUAGCUCUGCUGGGCCACUCUGCCCUGACCUGCAACCAGGAGGAAGAAGAGGACAAGAUCCGGGAGUGGAGCCGCAAGAUGGACGAAAUGGAGUCCCGCAUGAAGAGAACCAUCCAGUCCUGCAUCGCUGCCUUCCCCGAGCAGGCCAAACUGGACGCUCAGCAACUCCUGCAGGAGAAGCAAGCAGAGAACCUCCAAGAAACCACCCAGCAGCUCCUCGACUUCCUGGUCAAGAAGUAUGACUGGGUCAGCUGGUCGGUGCGCCUCAUCAACCACUCGGGGAGCACCUACCGGAACUGGCGGGCCGGCGAGCACUUUCACCACGUGGCGGGACACAACUGGUUCGAGGUGCUGCAGGUGAACAACAUCAACCUGGUGGUGUCCUUCAGCACCGGGCCGCAGCCGGUGCCGCGGGACUCGGUCCUUCAGCUGAUGGAGGGCCAGGCUCGGAAGGGCAACGCCUCCGCCGUGGUCGACGUCCUGGAGAAGCAGCUGAGCGGCUUCGUGGUGCACGCCGUCAGUCGCCACAAGGAGUCGGCGGCAGCGUGGAGCUUCCCUGAAGACUGCCACUACUGGGAGAGGCACAAGAACGUGGUCGUGUGCGUCCACUCCGACUAAACCCUCACGGAAUACUGCAAACCAUCCAGAUUGAACCCCCUGUUUUCCAAAGUAAAUAGCUUAUUAAUAGGCUAGAAUUGAAGUUGAAUUAGUAUUCAUUAUUUGAUUACAUUAUACUUAUUUUACAUUUAAUGAUCAAAAAUUACAAUUUUAAACGAUCUUAAAGGACUGGCCCUGUUGCUUUCAGACUUCUGCCCUCCUGUUGACACCCGACUUCUUCCCUUUGUAGCCCAAAAGUUGAAUUACACGUGUUCCUAUUUCACCGGCCCAUCUACGUCCCCCAACAAUUUGGUGACAUUAACCCUUCCUGGUCUAACCCUGAAAAAUAAGCCCUUGGGCACGGGCUGACUUGUUUUGGUAUUGUGGAGAACACAGAUUGUACAUUAGAGUCAGCUUUGUGCUCUGAUUAGACCACACUGACCCUAGUAGGCACCAAACUCUUGUGUCCAUAUUGUAUCCCGGACAAGCCCCUAAAUUAACAUGAUUAUGGAUUAAGAAAAAACACUUAAAAAUAUCUUAUUCCCACAUUAUGAACCCAGAAACCAAAAUUAUUACCAUGCAAAAAAAACCACCCCCAAAACAGGCUUCGCUACACAUCUUAAAAUAAAACAUGUAGUGCUUCAGAAAAUCUCUAAGUCUCCUAGACUUUUAAGGCCACUUGUGUAGUUACGUAUUGACUAACCCCGGAGGCUGAGGCCCUCACUGGCCGCCAAGGCUUUACCAAGAAAAAUGGGCGGCGCCGCCAGUUCUGAUGGGGUAGAAGUUCCCAGCAUGUUGAAACCACCGGAAGUGCCCCCUGCCACAGAACAGUAUGUAUUGUUUCAUGUUUGCUCCAUAAAUAUAUGACUAUUGUUUUGUUUUUUACCUUUUAUGCCCAAUGGGAAUCACACUGGAGGUUACUAACGUGCUCAUUCCGGAAAAAAACAUGUCAAUGUAGGAUUUUUGUUUACUUAUUCGCUUUUAGUCGUUACAGUCCAUUUGCACUGGAGCUAAGAGGGGUGGUGCCCCACCACAUUUUCUAUGCGCAUUACUGCCACCUACAGGUCGGGGGUAGAACAGUAUCAACACUUGUUUUUUCAGUGAUGACAUGUAUAGUAAAUAUAUAAUAUGUAUACUUUGAAAAAAAAGGGAUUCUCAAACUGUAGUACGCAUACCCCUAGUGGUACACGGGGUCCAUGUAGUGGUACGCCAAAGGAUUACUUUAUUAAACAUUCAAACACAGUGUUACUGUUCAAACUGUGUGUAAUGUCACAGUGGACACAAAUAUGAAAUAUACUUGUGAAAUAAAACCUCUGCCUUGUUUUUAGUAAAUACUUAGGCUUACUACGCUACUGUAUUAUAAUGUCGGCCAUUAUGCUGGUACUUGGAGAGUCAAGUGUACUUGGAGAGUCAAGUAAGUUUGCUUUGGUUUGAAAAAGUGUGACAUGUGCAGCUUGAUCAAAAUAAAUUCAAACUUACUUCACAAGGCAAACAUGUACAUCUAUGCCAGAUGAAAUCUUCUCAAUCAAAGUAAAAAAAAACUAUUAAAAAGUAUAAAAGUAUAUAUUACCUACGUCCAGACCUGUUUAGUUAUAUGACUAAAUCAUUUCAAAUAAGCAAAGUAUUAAAAAAAACAAAACAUGGGUAAACCAAAAUAUAUAUGAAAUAUAUUCUAUUUGAAUUCUUUCCAGCUUGUUUUGUUAGCAAGUUUAUCUCAGGUCAUAUUGCUGAAAAUAAGCCAAUUUUUCCAACAUAUUUUAGGGAAAAAAACGUUUUAGUUGGUCAAAAAUGAUUUGUAUUUCUUACCUUGUCCAACACCUGCAGUUUAAAGGCCUACUGAAAGCCACUACUACCGACCACGCAGUCUGAUAGUUUAUAUAUCAAUGAUGAAAUCUUAACAUUAUAACACAUGCCAAUACGGCCGGGUUAACUUAUAAAGUGACAUUUUAAAUUUGCCGCUAAACUUCCGGUUCGAAACGCCUCUGAGGAUGACGUAUGCGCGUGACGUAGACCGGGGAACACGGGUAUGCCUUCCACAUUGAAGCCAAUACGAAAAAGCUCUGUUUUCAUUUCAUAAUUCCACAGUAUUCUGGACAUCUGUGUUCGUGAAUCUGUUGCAAUCAUGUUCAUUGCAUUAUGGAGAAAGAAGCUGAGCAAGCAAAGAAGAAAGUUGUCGGUGCGAA